This is a messenger RNA of Morus notabilis, 672 nucleotides long. RefSeq lists its product as uncharacterized. NCBI's taxonomy places the organism in Eukaryota, Viridiplantae, Streptophyta, Magnoliopsida, Rosales, Moraceae. The transcript is spliced from 3 exons. Gene Ontology annotation, molecular function: nucleic acid binding. Bases 1 to 672 code for a protein of 223 amino acids. The record is from RefSeq and is a predicted model, not a curated record.
AUGACCGAGCAAAGGCAUGAUGCCAUAUGGGUUGUUGUCGAUAGGCUACCAAAGUCUGCGUACUUCACACUGUUCUGUGCAACAUAUUCAAGAAAGAUAUUAGAAAAGCUUUCAAGAAGCCAUGGGAAUGAAAUUGACCUUCAGCACCGCCUUUCAUCCUUAAACAUAUGGACAAUCUGUGAAAGCAUCCAGAUUUUAGAGGACAUGCUUCGUGCUUGUGUUUUAGACCUCGGUGGAAAUUGGAAGAAGUAUCUCCAUUUAGCCGAGUUCGCCUAUAACAAUAGUUAUCAGGCUAGCAUUGGAAUGGCACCAUUCGAAGCAUUGGUUUCUCCGCGCAAAGGAAUUACUCGCUUUGGUGUAAAGGGAAAACUUACACCACGGUACGUUAGACCAUUUCAGAUCACACAACGGGUCGGUGUCGUUGCUUACCGCCUUGAUCUUCCUCCAAAAUUGUCUCACGUGCACAAUGUGUUCCAUGUUUCUAUGCUUCGAAAGUGUCAAGCUGAUCCAAACGCCAUUGUGCAAUGGUAUAGCAUGUCGAUCCAGGAUGACAUGACUUAUGAGGAAGCACCAAUACAGAUUCUUGACCGGAAAAUGAAAAGCCUACAUCAACGUGAGAUACCGUUAGUGAAGGUGUUGUGGCAACACCAUGACGUUGAGGAAGCAACGUAG